AAGAAAAAAAAAGGAGUUGAAAUAGAACUGCGGUUCGUCUACAAGAGAAACUAGGGUUUAAAGGCAGUGUCUCCGCCAUGAAAACACGGCGGCAGGACGUCUCCGAGGAUGCUCUAACCAUUUCACGGCAGUCAUCAACCUCAAUUGAUAGAAGAGAAAACUCAGAGGCGAUCCCAACUGAUCUCAUUUUCGAAAUACUCUUGAAAUUGCCGGCGAAAUCUAUAGCUAGAUGUCGCUGCGUAUCAAAGCUCUGGUCUUCCAUACUUCUCCGUCCCGAUUUCACAGAGCUAUUCUUGACCAGAUCUUCAACUCUCCCGCAACUCUUGUUCUCCUUCGAAAAAACCGGUGAGUUGUUCUUCUUCACGGCACCGCAAAUCCAAAAUCCAGAUGAGAACUCGUCUCUUGUAUCCCCGAGUUAUCAUAUGAAGGUCCCCUUUGAUCGUACCUCUCAAAUUUGUGGUCAUAUCCGUGGAUUGCUCUGUCUUACACAUCUACGGGUCCUAAAGGGAAGGAAGGAAACAGUACCAAUGAUAUGCAAUCCCAGCACUGGACAAGCCUUACCUUUACCCAAAGUGAAGACUAGGAGGGUUAAAGUGAGAAGCUUUUUGGUUUAUGAUCCGAUUGAGAAGCAGUUUAAGGUAUUGUCCAUGACCUGGCCAUGUUAUGGAAACGGAGAGAAGAAUUGUGAGGAGUACCAGAUUCUGACAUUAGGGACUCAAACUCUUUCAUGGAGGAUGAUUGAUUGUUGUUUACCCCAUCAUCCUGCACAUGAUGGGAUAUGCAUUGAUGGUUGUUUGUAUUAUCAAGCUAUGGUCGGUCCAUUGUCAGGGAUUUCUACUAUAGUUUGCUUUGAUGUUAGGUCUGAGAAGUUUAGUUUUGUUAAGAAAGCCAGGGGCAUGGUGUUGUAUGGUCAAUCAGCUCUGGUAAACUAUGAGGGUAGGUUAGGUGCAAUUCAGUCAGAUGAGCUUCAUGGAAUAAUUACUGGCCAAACUAGAAGUCUUGAGUUGUGGGUUCUAGUAGACGCUGAGAAACAUGAAUGGUCAAGGCAUGUAUAUGCAUUGCCUCCAAUGUGGAAGAAUGUUGUUGCAGAGGCUGAGUUAAACAUUGUUGGAAGGACUAGUACAAAUGAAAUUGUCUUAUCGCGGCAUUAUUCAUCUGUACUUUCUAUGUUUUCUACUACAAUCCCGAGAGGAACACAAUCAUAAGAGUUGAUAUCCAAGGAACGGAUGAGUUUAAGGGUCGUAGAGUUCACACCUUUCUAGACCAUGUGGAGGACGUGAAGCUUCUGCAUUAUAACUUGUGAUUGAAACAGAUCAUGGGCUUUCUAAUGUACGUCUUUCUUGGACACUAUUUAUUCCUUUUGUUGUAGUGGUUCAUACAUUGAGGAAUGGUUGUUCUAAAGUAAGUUUUAGCUGUUUAUACUCAUCUUUUCAGUAGUAAGCCACUUUGUGACUUGUGUAUUGAUGAGUUCUAUGUUAGUCAUCCAUUUGUUAGAACCACAUUUAGGGCCUCUCCAUCUCUCGCAUGUCCCUUUUUCUUUUAUGUAAUAAUAUAUAUGUUUUGCUACUUGAGUAAGAUCAUUGUAGUUACUUUCA
Molecule: messenger RNA, 1595 nt
Organism: Arabidopsis lyrata subsp. lyrata
Lineage: Eukaryota; Viridiplantae; Streptophyta; Magnoliopsida; Brassicales; Brassicaceae
Product: F-box protein DOR
Exons: 1
Coding region: 78-1205 (375 amino acids)
Molecular function (GO): protein binding
Source: RefSeq, a predicted model, not a curated record